This is a messenger RNA of Plasmodium vinckei vinckei, 5769 nucleotides long. RefSeq names its product potassium channel, putative. NCBI's taxonomy places the organism in Eukaryota, Apicomplexa, Aconoidasida, Haemosporida, Plasmodiidae. The record is from RefSeq and is a predicted model, not a curated record. Bases 1 to 5769 code for a protein of 1922 amino acids. The transcript is spliced from 2 exons.
AUGAUUGAGAAUAGGACGAAAAAAAGGAGUGUGCAAAAUAAGCAUAAAUAUAUAGAUAAGGGAAAAUUAUCAGAAGAGAAAAACAAUACUGAUGAAAAGGAUUUUAGCAUAGAAAAAUAUAUUAAAACCGAUGAUGCUUCUAAAAAAGAGAUAAUAAUGUCCCCUAGGACAUCUAAACUAAUUGAUAACAAAAAGGGCAAAGAAAUAAAUGACAAUGAUUAUAAUAAAUUAAAUGUAACGAAACAAAAAAUGAAAAAUAGUAAUGAUGAUAUAACAUAUAGUUCCCAAAAUUCAAAGAUAAAAGUUAUUUCGAAUAGUAUUUUUAAAGAUAAUAAAAAAGGAAUGAAUCAUAAAAAAAAAAGAAGUAUAUAUAUUAAUCGGGCAACGCUAUUUAAAAUACACAAUUAUAUAUAUCAAACAUUUGUAUUCCUAUUAUGUUUAUUUAUAGUUAUAUUAAUUCUUUAUGCAUCUAUUGAUAUAUCACAAAACUAUGGUCCAGUCAUUAUUUUGUAUAUUCUCAUGUUAGAGCUUGGGAGUAUGUUAAUUUCAUAUAUUUUACUUCAAUUCCCUUUUUUUUAUCUUAUACUUAAAAAUAUCUUUACUAGAACUAGCAAUAUAAAUAAAUAUUCUCAUCGAUAUAGUCCACUUUAUUAUGAAAGCCCAUCAGAUAGUGAUGGUAAAGAUUCAAUCGAUAUAAAAAGGAGGAAAACCAAAAAAAGAAGAAGGACAUUUGGAUUUUUUAAUUUAAACAAUAGUGACCAUAAGAAACAUAGCACGAAAAAAAGUAUAUUAGUAAAAAAAUUGAAAAUAUUUAACAAAGAAGAAAAUGAUAAAGAUGACCAUGGAGAUAUAAAUAAUAUUUUAAAUACAAACUUCUCAAAUACAAAGAGUAAAAGCGCAGAUGAAGCUGAAAACUACAUAAUUGAAGAUCCAAAUAUCCAACAUACUGGUAAAAAAGUGAAAAAUAAAGGUACGAAAGGCAAAAAAACUAUAAAAAUUCAAAACCCUAAAAGAGAAAAUAUAUAUUUAGAUGAUUGCAAUAUGUGGAUAAGAAAUAGUAUUAACAAAUCAAGGGAUAAAAGAAAUUUUAAUUUAACUAGAUCAUUGAGCUUUAAUGUAAAAUUAAGUGACAAUAAUAAGGCAAUAUUAGAUGAUUCACAAAAUAUAGACGAUUUAAGAGCAUUUUUAAAUCAUAGAUCUAGUAAAUAUGAUAAAAAAAAAAAUCAAAUGAAAUCCCUAAAAUUAUUUCCACAUAAUAAAUACGCCCCGUUAACAUUUUCCACACCUUAUAAAUAUAGUGUCCCAUCCGAUAUUUUUAAAACUAAUACGGAAGAAUCAAAUUUUUCAAGCACAGAAAUGUCUGAAUCAAGUGAUGAUACAAAUAGCUUAUUACAUAAAAAUAACGGUAGAUCAUAUAGCGAAGAAAAAUAUCCACCUUAUAAAAGAAAAACAGAUAAAGAAUUUUAUGCGGAUAAAAGUGCAAUAUUGUUUAGUAACAAAAAUACCAAAAGAUAUACACGUAAAAAGACUUUUAUUUAUGAUGACCUUGAUAAUUUAAAUAUAUAUAAAAGUAAAAAAUACAAUCUAAAGAAUCGAAAAAAAAAGAGUAUACUUUAUAAAAUAAAAGGUUUUAAAAAAAUAAAAAAUACAUUAUCCUUUUUUAUUAAUUAUAAUAUGAAGUCCUCAAAAACAACAAAUAGUAUGUUACUAUUCCUUAGAGGUUUAACAUUAUAUAUUAAGCACCAGUUUGUACAACAUUUAUCUUAUGAGCCUGUAUGGAUAAUUGCAAUUUUAAUACGAAUUGUUUUAUGGUGUAUAGUAUGGUUAUGGGCUGCUGGUUAUAUGACAAGACCCCCAAAAAAUUAUCAAAUUAAUGCAUGGAAUAUGAAAAGAAUACCACCAUUAUAUGGAUAUAUUGAAUGCACCUUUCAAUGGUGUGGUGUGUUGGAUUAUUUAUUUGGUUUAUACUUUUCAAAUAAUAAAUUAAAAUAUAUUUUUUCGUUUUUUUCUUUAAUUGAUUUUAUAACAACACCAGUUUCUUCUUUAAUUAUGAAUUUCUUAUGUCAAACUGAUUAUCACCAAACAUAUUGGUUUUUAAUAUUAGGACCUUUACGAUUUUUAAGAUUAGUUAGAGCAGAAAGUACAAUGAGUUCAUGUUUUUUUUGGUUAAGUGAUGUCAAAAUAAUUAUUAUUGGAAUAGUUAUUUUAUCACUAGCUAUAUUAUUUACCUUUUCAGGAAUUAUGUAUAUAUUAGAAGCCCCAGAUAUUGAAAGACAAUUUAUAUCACCAUUAGAUUUUGUAUAUUUUGGAGUCAUUACUAUGUCAACAGUUGGUUAUGGUGAUUAUACACCAGUCACACCAGCGGGCAAAUGUUUAACUAUGUUUAUAAUUGUAACAUGUUUUACAUUUGUAGGGGCUCAACUUAAAAGAUUAAAAGAAGCCAUGUUUAGCCCUAAAACAAUUAUGGGAGUAAUACCAAAACCUGAAGAUGAUUAUAUUUUAAUUUUAGGUCCUGUUAGUCCUACACAAUUAUUAUAUAUAUGUAAAGGCAUAAAUAAUAGUUUUCCAAAUUCAGUUGAAUGCAUAUUUUUAUUUACCCCAUUACCUGUUAUUAUUUAUCGAUAUAUUUAUGGAAGUAUUAUUAAAAAUACUAAUAUAAAAAUAUGUAUAAAUGGAGGUAAUGAAUGUUUCAUUUGUCCAAGUAUUAUAUAUGAUGCUGUAAUUAAUGCAAGAGCAUUAUAUAUAUUAAAUAAUGUAGAUUCAGAAAAAUAUACAUUGUUAAAUCAACAAAUAUUUUUAGCUAGUAAUAAUUUUAAUUUCAACAGUAAUGAUAAAAAUCAACGAAUACGACCAGAAGAUAUUUUACACAAUAAUAUUAUAAAUAAAUAUACAGGAGAAAAAACAAAGGCAUGGAAAUUUACAGAUAUGUACUCAGAGUAUAAAAAUCAAAUUAAUAAAAAUAAUAUGUUAAACUUAGAAAUGAAUAUUAAUGUUAAUGAUUCACAUAUGAUUAGAGAAAAAGAUGAUCAAGAAUGUAUAUUACGAUUUAUUGGAACUUAUAAUAUUUCUAAUGCUCUUAUUCCUAUAACUGUUCAACUAUCAAAUAAUACUUAUGAAGAAUUAAUAAAAUCAAUGAAUGUGUACAAUUAUAUAAGUAUAGAAGAACUAAAAUAUGCAUUACUAGCUAAAAGCAUUAAUUGUAAAGGAUUAUUUUUUUUAAUUAUUAAUUUUUUUUAUAAACCCAAAGCGGUAAAAAGUUUAAAAAAAUAUAUUAUCAAUUUAAGACUAUUAAUGUAUAAUAAUAUUUUAAAAAAAAAAAACCGUAAAAAAUUUAAUAGGAGUAGUAUUAAAAUAAAAAAUCUUAAUGAACUAUCUUCUUCACAUUCUGAAAAUGAAGGUAGUGACGCAAUUAAUAUGCUUAAUUAUAAACCGAACUCACGUGCAAAUUAUAAAAUGCUAAAAGAAACUACAAACAGAUUCAUAAGAGAUAAAAAUUAUAAUAUUAAUCCUAUAUAUUGUGCAAAUGAUGAGAAUAUGUAUAAUGAGCAAAAUAAUAGUAUCAAUGGUGGUGAUGUAUAUCAAAUGAAUGAAUACGACAACAAUGAUAAUUUUCUUUACAACAAUUAUAGUAAUACACAUGGGAUCAAUAAUCAUAUCCAACAAUAUAAGGGUAAUUCUUCUAAUAAUUCAUACUAUAACAAAGAUAGUGAUAUUUAUAAUGAAGGAACUUUGUCAUUCUCAAAAACCAUGGAUAGUAUGAAUUCAUCACAAGAUGUAUCCUCUAAAAAUUAUUAUAAUAUAUUAGAAAAAAUAAGUUUAAAUAUGUAUUAUUAUUUAGAAGGAUUAAAAUAUAAUAUUUAUAGAUUUCAGUUUCCUGAAUGUAUGAGAGGGUUAUUAUUUCAAACUGCGUCAGAAUAUUUAUAUCAAAAACAUGGUGCUUUUCUUAUUGGUAUUAUAACAAUUAAUAAAGAAAUAUUUUUAAAUCCUAUUGAUUAUAUUAUUGGGGAAGAAAAUAGAUAUUAUUACACUUUUGCUUUUUCGGGUAUUAUACUAACUACUAGCUUAGACAAUUUGAUAAAACUCUCUUCUAUAAAAUCGAUUUCUAAAAAGGUUUCAGAAUAUAAUCAAAGAAGAAUAGAUGAAAGAAGAAAACGAUAUGCAAGAAAUAGUUUCAGUACUGAUGGGGUAAAUGAAUAUAGUAAAGAUUGGGAGCUUAAUGAACAAACAAAUAAAAAUUAUGAAAAUCUAGAAAAAAACAAAAACUUUGAUAAAUCCCAAAACAGUAUAAUAUCAAAACAAAGUGCAUCAAGUAUACGUAGAGAAGGUAAUAAAAUAAACAAGUUAGAUAAAUCCAUUGAACAUAAUAUUAACAUACAUAAAAUUAAUGAUAAAGAUAGCAUUGAUAAUAAUGAAGAUCAAAAUAAUAAAAGUCAUAAAAGGAAUUCCAAUUCUAGUAUGGAAAUAAUGUCAAAAAAAAAAAAAUUAAUAUUAUAUAAUUUUGUCCUAGGAAUAUAUGAAGUAGAUAAUUAUGUUUCAGCAUAUAGAGAUAUUUUUGCUGAUAAGAAAAAGCCAUUGUUACUAAUUUGUGGAUGGCCAGAUAAUAUCCAUAUGCUUCUUAAGCAUUUAAAAAUUAAUAUAUACAAAACAGCGGAAGACGAAAAGGAAAAUAAGACAAUGAAAACCAAAAACAACAAAUAUAACAAUUGUAGAUCGGAUGAUGAUCGAAUGAAAUAUAACAUAAUAAUUUUGUCAAUACAUGUUCCUAAAUUUAAUUAUGAAAAUGAUCUUUUAGAUUUUUCAAAUGUUGCUGCAUUUAUUAGAGGGUCCUCUAUGGAUAGUGCAAAUUUAAUAAAAGCUGGUAUAUUUUAUGCCAACAGAAUAAUAAUUUUAAAUUCGAACCAUAGUUUGUUUGUAGACAAAGAUGCGUAUAGAAUUGAUAAUGAAGUUAUUAUUAUUAAAAAUAUAAUAUACCAAUUAUAUAAUAACAUAUUUAAAAAUAAAAAAAAAUAUUUUGAAAUAAUACAAAAAAUAUUUAAAAAAGAGUACAAAGAUAAGCAUAUUAACGAGCAAAUAUUUUUUGAUACAAAUAUAGAAAAUAAUCAUAAGCAUGAUGAAUUACAAAAUAGCAGAUACACAUCAAAUAGUGAUUCUGAACUUAAAAUUAUGAAUAAAAAAAAAAGUAAAAUAAAUUAUAAUAUUUUUAGUGUUAAUAAAAACCCUUAUAUAAUUUGCUUAAUUAAAAAUUCAGAAAGUUUAGAAUAUAUAGACGGAAGUAUAAAUUUAUCAUAUGAAAAUUAUAACGAUAAUGAAAAAAUGAAUAAAAUAUGGGGAAAUUGUGGAGAAUAUAUUUACACCUUUGAAUUAGUAUCUGCAAAUAUUUUUGUUGAUGAAAUGUUGCAUAAUUUAGUUUCAUUUUCUUUACCAAUAAGUAAAUAUGCAAUUGAAUAUUCAGUCAUAUAUUCAUUAAUAGGAAUUAAUAUAAAUGAAUAUUCAAAAAAUGUUAGCAUGUUUCAUAAAAAUUUAAAACUAAGUACAGGGCAUGUACUUAUAAUACCAAUACCUUCCUAUUUUUACAAAAAGCCAUUCUAUAGAUGUUUUUUUUAUUUACUUCAUAAGAAAAAAUACUUAUGCAUUGGAAUUCUUCGAUAUAUGAAUAUUUCACCAUUGCAUAAUAUAUCAAGAAAAUUAUUUAUUAUUUCAUGUCCAUCCCGAACUAUGAAGCUUGAGCAAUAUGAUCAGGCAUAUGUAAUUGCUUAUGACACUGUGUAG